Messenger RNA from Emiliania huxleyi CCMP1516, 597 nucleotides. RefSeq lists its product as hypothetical. The transcript is spliced from 2 exons. Bases 1 to 597 code for a protein of 198 amino acids. The record is from RefSeq and is a predicted model, not a curated record. NCBI's taxonomy places the organism in Eukaryota, Haptophyta, Isochrysidales, Noelaerhabdaceae.
AUGUCUCCCGUGGCGCGCCGAUUGUUCUUCUUUUACGGGCGGGUCUCCCAUGUAUUCACAUACGGCCACAGGCACACCGAUGAGUCGCCCGAUGAGCCGCUGCGCGCUGCGCUCGGCUGCGGCGACCCCGCCUCGCAGCAGUACCUGCCGCCCACGCCGCGCGAGACGGCGCUCGGCUGGAUGGAGGAGGCCGAGGUGGUCGGGCUCGUCUGCACGCACACCUGCCUGCCGCACGGCCAGGCCUACCGCGACAGCCGGGGCGGCGCCGCCGAGUGGGGACGCGCCGUCUUCAACAAUGGCAGCGCGGGGAUGCCCAACUUCGAGGGGCAGCGCUUCGGCCUGAUCACGCGGGUGAGCGCCGACCUACUCGAGUACAAGCCGUGCCGCCCGACUCGCUCUACGGCGUCGCCGCCGGCGGGCUGCGCUUUGAUGCGCUGCCCGUGCACACACGGCUGGAUGGCCCAAUUCGAGGCGGUCUGGCCAGCGGGCUCCGACGCGCACGCCUCGUACCACGCGCGGCUGGUCCGCGGGCCGGGCGGCUUCACGCGGAGGCGCGGCUUCACGCGGAGGCGCGCGGCGAGAGAGGGCGUGUCUUGA